Vanessa atalanta (red admiral) is the source of this 1469-nucleotide messenger RNA. RefSeq lists its product as uncharacterized. The transcript is spliced from 8 exons. The record is from RefSeq and is a predicted model, not a curated record. NCBI's taxonomy places the organism in Eukaryota, Metazoa, Arthropoda, Insecta, Lepidoptera, Nymphalidae. Bases 1 to 783 code for a protein of 260 amino acids.
AUGCAUAAAAUAAACAAGAAAUCUAUGGAAGGAAGUGAUAAUGUUGGUAAUAAUAACAAUGGGUAUAUUGCUCGGUUAAGAAGAUUGAAAAUACAAGAAGGAAUUCUGUCUUCAAAUGUAAACAAGGCAUACGACGAAUGUCAGGAAGUUAAUAAUAUACAUAUUGAAGAAAUGAAAAGUGUUGAAAAUCUAAAAAUAAAAAAAAAGACGUAUACGGAAAUUAUUCCAAGUCCAGUGCGAUUUAUGGUCAAAUGUCCUUUCAAAUGUGUAGAAGUCCAUCAAUUUCAAGAGUUCAUGAAGGCUAGCCCUAACCGUUGUGGCGGUUGGAACGAGUAUAACCACAAUAUAUUUGUUAAAAUUUGGAAUAAAUAUAAUGGAAAUGUGGUAUUUACAUCAAAAUCUAAUGGCAAUUAUUCAAGCGAACUUAUGCAAGAAUUUAUAGACGAAAUCUUACAAAAAAUUGCAGAUGCAAGAUUUGAAGAUAUUUAUUCACAUAUCGAAUGGUAUUCGCAGUAUAUUAACCUUAAAAUGUGCCAAAAAAAAGCUCUUGAUAAAUGGAAGGAAAAUAAGAUCAAAAUUAAAAAGCCGUUUCGGGAUGCCAACAAAUACAAAAGUAUAAGUCAUCCGGCUAGUGAUGUAAUUGGUUUAGCAUCAGAUAAAAAUAAAGGAUCAAAACUCGGCAGUUCUCUUAAUUUACACUGUAAUUCAUCUAAUGUUAAACGUGGCACUAUAAAUUCACCAAGUACAUUAGAAGUUUCAAAGUUUGUGUAUUGUACUAAGUAGUGGAUGAGCAGAUGUGAAAGUGCGAAAGAAAUUUCUAGAUCCGAAUCUGAUAUUGAAAAUGUUUCGAAAUUACGUAUUCCAUCUUGGAGUAUAAGUCUCGAAUCUGUGGAUAAAAGCUAAUAAAUUAAAAGGUAAUUAAAGCCUAGUGAAUAUGACUUUAUUUGGGCGAGUUAGGCGUGCGUAGUGAUUUCGCUUUGUUUGACCAAAUAUUUAUAUUUGUUGUAAAUUUGCCAGUUUUACAAAUAACAUUCACAUAAACUGAGCUCUCUAACUUUAUUGUUAUCAAAUUAUUUAUUAUUUCAUAAAACGCGAAACAAAAGUCCAGUGUGAUGCUACUGAACGAUCCAAGUUUGUGUAUAUAGUUCACUAUUUUGAUGUGUAACUAAACCAAUAAUUCGACAAUGCAUAUAUUUACACUUUGAAUUAUUUUUUUAUACUAAUACAAUUAAUAGAUCUUCUGAUUACGGACAAAUGAUUGACAUUUGUCCAAAUAUCAAUCAUUGUCGAGAUCUCAAUUUGUCCGUAAUGUAAAUUACAAAGAAUGAUUUAAGUAAAAAAAAAACAAUACGUGUAUUAAAACAUGCUAGAUCCGAGUGAAGUACCUAUGCCUGCACUACACUACGCUAGUUACGAGUAAAUAUCACAGAAUGACAUACGUUAUUUCAUGAACAAAACAAUACAUUAUU